UGGAUUGAGUCGGAACACUUUACGACACUGUUGACAAGUGCGUUGUCGUAUGUGGACAUUGACUUGUAUCAUCUAAGUACAAUUCUUUUCUCGGUAUGAUAUAGUUUUAAACAUAGCGGUGUCAUUCAAUGAGUGUUUUCGACUUAUUCCGUGGUUUUUUCGGUGUUCCUGGAGGCCACCGCCAUGGCCGAAGGGACCCAUUCUUCGACACUAUGAUUCAUGAGGAGGAGGAGGAGGAAGAAGAAGAAGACGAUGGAUUCUUCUACGAUGGAUACCAGGGGGAUCCUCAGGAUCCUUUUGACGGCGCCUGGAGAUUUGGAUUCAGCAUGGGCCCGAACGGGAUGAGGAUCCAGGAGCCUCCCGUGUUUGGCCAAAUUAUUAAGGAAAUGGAGGAGAUAUUUUCCCAGAUGGGCCACUGGAACAAAAACCCAGAGUCUGGACUCUUUGGCUCUCCCAGUAUCAUGCCACCGUCUUCUCAGGACAGAGGUGAGGAUGUAGGAAGUGAAGGAUCCAGUGGAAAUCCAUUGAGAGACUUUAUGUUGAAAGAGCCUCAGCCAGGUCCGUCCAGAGAACCCAGGCACGAUGGCUUCCCAUUUUCUAAGUUUCCUGAUAUUUGGAGACGAGGUGUAGUGAAGUCUCCAGAGGACGAGCAAAAAGAAGACAGAGAUCUGGACUCUGCUGUUUCUUCUGGAGGUCUGGAUCAGAUUCUGGCGCCACCUGCUGGCCAGGAGCCACCCCAGCCUAGAAUGAGGUCAUUCUUCCAGUCAGUUUCUGUCACCAAGGUGGUGAAACCAGACGGGACAGUAGAAGAGAGGAGAACAGUCAGAGACGGCCAAGGCAACGAGGAAACCACAGUGACACGUUCAGGUCCAGGAAGCCUGGAAGGACCAGACAGUCAACGAGGACCUGUUUUACCAGGUUAAUGGGGGUCAACCGCCCUUUUCAGAUAUGCGGGAUGACAACUCCAUAUUUUCCAAGUUCUUUGGAGGAUUUAAAUAAGUUACAAAUUCAGAUUUGAACACAUUAGCAUUUGUGUCAUUUUGAAGCGUAUGAGUGAUUUAAGUUUUUCUGUAACACGACAAAGGAUCUGAAAUCAUCAACUAAAAAGAGUCCAGGUCUGCGUGUCUGACAGUGAAAGUUACAUUAAAGGCAUUGAAACAUUAAAUAAACGGUUUCUUCCACUGUGAGGAGAGAGUCUGUGUCUGUCUGACACCAUCAUCUCGGUGAUAAAGCUGUGUUUAUGACUGAACAGAGACAUAGGAACAGAACCAACUUCACAAUUAUAUUAUUUUUGUAUUGACCUUUGAAUCUGCCUGUACAGUGAUGAGUGCAUAUGUGGGUGCAAUGAAUGUAAUAAAAGAUCUUAAUAUAUAUUUCAA
Messenger RNA from Cynoglossus semilaevis (tongue sole), 1379 nucleotides. RefSeq names its product HCLS1 associated protein X-1 (gene hax1). The record is from RefSeq and is a predicted model, not a curated record. Gene Ontology annotation, cellular component: sarcoplasmic reticulum; mitochondrion; actin cytoskeleton. Gene Ontology annotation, biological process: regulation of actin filament polymerization; negative regulation of apoptotic process. Lineage: Eukaryota; Metazoa; Chordata; Actinopteri; Pleuronectiformes; Cynoglossidae. The coding region runs from base 129 to 923 and encodes 264 amino acids. The transcript has 7 exons.